AUGCCGCCGCUCUACUUCUCCUCCUUUGAGGUCUCCCGCCAGGCGUUCUACCGCGUCCGCCUCGCCGCCGCCAUCGUCAACCUCAAGCCCAUCGUCCCCGGCCACAUACUCGUUAUCCCCACGCGUCCCGUCCCGCGCCUCGCCGAUCUGGAGCAUGACGAGCUCGCGUCGCUCAUUGCAUCGGUGCAGCACGUCGGGCGCGUCAUCGAGCGCGUCUUCGCCGCGGACGGACUCACCAUCGCUUGCCAGGACGGGAAAGCGGCGGGGCAGACCGUCCCGCACGUGCACUUCCACCUCCUCCCGCGCAAGACGGAGGGGGACGCGUUCCCGAACAACGACGACGUAUACCCCGCGCUCGCCCAUGCAGAAGGCGCACUUCCUGGUGCCCUCGCACUACGGCAAGAGCAGUCGGUGCCGCUGCCCACGCUCGCGGAAGACAUGGAGACAGAAGCGCGCUGGCUCGCCACGUUCUUCGAGCCGUCCGGCGUAGAUGUGUAG
This is a messenger RNA of Epithele typhae, 498 nucleotides long. RefSeq names its product diadenosine hydrolase. Lineage: Eukaryota; Fungi; Basidiomycota; Agaricomycetes; Polyporales; Epitheliaceae. Gene Ontology annotation, molecular function: catalytic activity. The transcript is spliced from 4 exons. The coding region runs from base 1 to 498 and encodes 165 amino acids. The record is from RefSeq and is a predicted model, not a curated record.